AUGGAUGAUGACGAGGAAGGGAGCAUGUCGUCUGCUAUACCUAGCGAGGUUGAUCCAUUAGAAUUUGUUUACACAAACAUCCCCGACACCACUCACAUCCUGAAGCUCAACGCAAACUGCAAACACUGCAAGGCCAAAAAGUUUGUCUCUGAGACCGACGGGUUCUGCUGUCGCAAUGGCCAGAUCGAACUUCAACAACCGGAGCCAAUCCCAGAGCUGAUGAGGCUAUGGUCAAGCAUGGAUGCAGAUUCUAGACAUUUUCGGGAGAACAUACGGUUCUUCAACGGGCAUUUCGCCUUCACAACCCUUGGCGUCAGCCUUGAUGAGAACUACACAAACAUGAAGUCUGGGGUGUACACAUUCCGUGCGCACGGCUCCAUCUACCACAAUGUGCAUUCGUUCGGGCCUAGCUCCCGUCCAGAACAUCUGCAGUUGUACUUCUAUGAUGACGACCCAACCAUAACUCAUCGUAAGGUGGCCACCAAGCAAUUAGACCAGGAUGUCGUGAAGAAGUUAGUAGACAUACUCAAAGAAAACCCGUACUCCCAGCAAUUUAGGAGUUUGGGUGCACACAAGGACAACCUCGAUGAUUAUAGGAUAGACCUAAACACCGAUAAGAGGCUUGACCAAAGAAGAUAUAAUAGACCGUUGUCAUCUGAUGUCGCUGCAAUUUGGGUUGAGGGCAACGACCUAGCAAAAAGGUUUGACCGGAGGAUAACACUUUGUGGUAACAACAACGAAAGGCAUAGUAUACGUGUGACCUCCGGAGCAUAUAACCCGUUGUCUUAUCCCCUAUUCUAUCCAAGGGGGGAGCUAGGUUGGCAUCCAAAGCUACUUAAACGUAAUGUAAUGGAGGAGGUUGUACUACAUUCUCAACUGGUCCAUGAUGAUGAUGAGGAUGCAGAGGGCAACAGCAGGUUGUGCGUCUCUGUCAGAGACUACUACUGUUACAUGCUGCAGACACGGCCUGGAAUCUUCAAUCCCAUACUCUGUGGAGCACGCCUCUUGCAGCAAUGGGCGGUCGACAUGUACGUCAAGAUUGAAAGUUGUCGGUUGAGGUGGUACAGGAAAAACCAGACGCAGAUUCGUGCCGACUUGUAUAAAGGAGUUGUUGAUGCAAUCACAUCGGGGGAGACGCGAGCAAGCGCUGUUGGGGUAAGAAUAGUGCUCCCUGGAACAUACCCUGGUGGCGACCGUGACAUGAAGAAGAGGCAUAUGGAUGCCAUGGCAAUUGUCCAUACAUACGGGAAGCCUGACAUCUUCUUGACCAUGACUUGCAAUCCUAAAUGGGAAGAGAUAACGAAUGAGUUGCUGCCUGGUCAGACGGCGCAAGACUGA
Messenger RNA from Aegilops tauschii subsp. strangulata, 1338 nucleotides. RefSeq lists its product as uncharacterized. The record is from RefSeq and is a predicted model, not a curated record. NCBI's taxonomy places the organism in Eukaryota, Viridiplantae, Streptophyta, Magnoliopsida, Poales, Poaceae.